This is a messenger RNA of Plenodomus lingam JN3, 2055 nucleotides long. RefSeq lists its product as uncharacterized. The record is from RefSeq and is a predicted model, not a curated record. Lineage: Eukaryota; Fungi; Ascomycota; Dothideomycetes; Pleosporales; Leptosphaeriaceae.
AUGUCCCUCAUCCACGCUAACGUACCAUGGUAUGCCGCCAUACCCCUCACCGCUUUCAUUGUACGAGGCGCCCUCGUCACUACAGCCGGCGCAUACGUGCGGUCCCGCGCAGCACGUAACGCCGGCCUUCAUCCACUAAGACAAGCCCUUGCCUUCCAGGUACGAGACGAGACACUCAAAAGACGUAACUUCCGAACACCAAAGGAAGCAAUGGCGCAUGUGAAGACAGAAGUGAAAAAAACGACAAGACAGCUAGACGAAAGGUGGAAACCGGGUUCAAUCAAGGCGUCGAUAUGGUGGACGGCGGUGCAACUGCCUGUCUUUUUUGCCAUGGCAGAAGCCAUCAGGCAGAAGUGUGGAGCCAGAGAUGGCUUGUUAGGGCUGGGGGCCUCGUUGGUUCACGGUGUUCGUGAUCGUCUUGCUGGGUUGCAACAGCACUUUUUCGGAAUCGAGGACGCUGGGGCUGGUCCUAUGGAAUCUGCUGUUCAUUCAACGUCCGAAGUUGAUGCGUUGGAUGACGCAUUUGAAUCUGGAGUCGACAGUAUUGCUGCGCGCCCUAUUCUUGAAGAUGGUAAACCUGCUGCCACAUCUACUUCUGACGUGAGCGAACUUGACAUCAAUCCAAGUCAGUGGUUCGAUCCAUCACUUGCGAACGAGGGUAUGCUGUGGUUUCAGGACCUCGUCAUCCCAGACCCUACUGGCAUACUGCCUUUCGUGGUUUCUGGGCUCAUGUUCUGCAAUAUCUACUUCACUAAGAACGUUAAUCCCGUCGGCCCCAACUGGCAGACGGCACUGCGGAGAUUGUUACUCUCCGUCAGCCUUCUUGUAGGACCUUUUUGUCAGGAUUUACCGGCCGCUUUGAUGCUUUACUGGGCUUCUAGUACGUCAUCUGUCAUUGUAUGGAACUGGUGGCUCGACUGGAAAUAUCCGUCCCCGAGCGGGCACACUGCUUGUAAGAGGAAACUGAUUAUGCCACCGGCCCUGCACCUACAAGAUGAGAUUCAUACUACUAUUGAGCCCACGCUCAAUGAAAAAGUUGAAGAUACUUUUGACGAAGAAACUGGACCAUCCCUGCGAACCAGGAGGUGGCGUUCCCGCGAUAUGGAGGCUGCCCUUGGUUUGACAACUGCCCAAGGCCGCGAAUUCCAUGAGGUCGUCCGAGACGAGCUGAGGAACGUUGGCCUCCUUGGUACUGUGGAGAGUUCAUGCGCCAUGCCUGAGUAUCAGGAGGGACUUCGGCAGGUGGUUACUGCCACGAAGGCCCGUGUAGAGUACCUGCAGGCUCUCAAUAUGCACACCGCACGGCUUGAUGAAUUAAUAUUGGCACGAGCUCGGGUCAAUAACGACAAUGAGAAGCAUAACGAGCGGCUAGUUAGGAGUGGAAGGGUACACGCACGUGCGGGUACGCCCAGACCUGCUAUACAGACUUCUCCUGCUGUUGAACUAAGCAAUGGGUCAUUGCAACAGCCUGUAGACAAAGCCGAUAACCCUCUCGCAAGGAGUACUACAGCCGUUUCACGGAGUGGCAGCGUUGCUAACGCUCACCCCUCAUUCAUUACCGAAACCACAAACAGCGUAAGCUCCACUGAGCAAUCCAGCGACACCAUCGAAGAGAGCAGCCUUAUUCCCAGCAUGGCGCUCGUCUCCGUACCUGCACCUGAUUCUACCCGUCUUGCUAGUCCAGCACCCAUAUUGGAUCCCUCCUCCACCUCCCACCCCACCGUCUUCCUCAUCCGCAUGACCCACUCCCCCAACGGCGUCGCUAUCCACACAUCGCAGCUCGCCCCUACCGCCCGACGCGAAUCCAGCGCCGUCCUCGAGCUCCCUGACAUGAAUUACGCGACAUUUCUGGACAUGAUCAGCAGCCAGGUUGGCUUCAGAGUGGACAGUCGGAUCGAGGCUGUCAUACCGAGUGAUAUUGGCACGGCCAUGUUGAAGAAAGAUGCUUUUGUGAGAAUACAGGGGAAUCAAACGUGGAUGGCUGUGCUUCAGACGUGGACAAAUGCUAGGAGGAAGACUUGUGAGUUUCUUGUUGAUCGUGCGGUAGAGGCCUAA